AUGAACUUGCCAUCAAGGGAGCAGUGUGAGGGGUGGGACCAGAGCCAAGUGGCCUUAUUUAUGGGCAAGCUUCAAAAGAUUGCUCAGAACAUCCAGAAAAAUGAUGCCAGCAACCUGAAUAAACUAAAAAGACUGAAACGCAAACCAGUUCCAGACAUUCCGGUGAGGGACUACAGAGAAGAAAUGGUGGGUCCAGAAAUGUUGUCGGAAUCAGAAUAUGACAAUGAUAUCUACGACAAUCCACGGCAAGUGCACAAUAUCAACUAUGAACCACCUCCCAGCCACAGAGUCUUUACCAGGACGUUAUCUUCAUCCCUCCCUGCAGAGGCCUAUCUUGACGGUUGCAAUUACAGGCCAAACCUGGAACACAGAAAGGCAGUCAAACGAUCCAAAGAACCACAGCGAUCGCACCCACAGCCCACCCAUAUGGGCAGUAAUGAUGAUGACUAUAUCAAUCCAGAUGGCAGUAAUGAGGAUGACAAUUACGUAGUACCUGCUGAGAACCCCCCUUCUGCCCACGAGCCACAGCCGCAGCCCCGCAACCAGCACGGCACGCCAUGGGACCCUCAGCGGCCCACCAAGCCCAGGGCAGGGUCCCCUGCCGGAGCAAGCAACACCCGGCCGAUACACCGACGCCCAGCCAGCGACCCGCGACGGAGCACAGGGCGGAAACCCAGCCGAAAGCUGCCGAUGAUUCACACAGAUCGCAGACCACAUCCUCCAAAAUUCCCUACUCUGGACAUGAAGCAGUCAAAAAUACCGCUUCCAAAUGUUUCUUUCCUUGAACAAACUGAAAGCCAUUCUGAUGAAAAUUGGACUAAGGACCAAAACAAGGAUGCAGACAUCUAUGAAAAGCCAUGGUUUGCUGGGGAAUGUGACCGCAAGACUGCUGACCAGCUGUUGUUUCACGCAAAUGAAGAUGGGGCCUUCAUGGUGAGGAAGAGUUCUGGACAGGACAUAAAUCAGCCCUACACACUAGUCGUGUACUAUCACGGCAAGGUGUACAACAUCCCAAUCCGGUUUAUACACACAAGACAGCAGUAUGCAUUGGGGACUGAGAAGAAAACAGAAGUGUAUUUCCACAGUGUCUCUCACAUCAUUGAAAAACAUCAGAAGAAACCACUGGUGCUCAUAGACAGCAAGAGUAACAGCAAGGGUGCAGUCAUGCUGUGCUUUCCUCCGAAACGGCCAACCACAUCUGGACAUCACCACACUUCUGUGUUCUCCCCUAGUUUGCAGAACCCAAGGGGUCCGCAGGUCACGUGGCACUAA
Messenger RNA from Nerophis lumbriciformis (worm pipefish), 1272 nucleotides. NCBI's taxonomy places the organism in Eukaryota, Metazoa, Chordata, Actinopteri, Syngnathiformes, Syngnathidae. The record is from RefSeq and is a predicted model, not a curated record.